UCGUCGCGUGCGCGCUGUCGGCGCAAGAUGUGGGUGCGCAGAAGACGAAUGUGGGUCCUAAGGGGUGACCGCAGGCCUAGCGCGCGCCAGCAGCCCGCUGCUCUCCGAGGGUCAUCUCUGCCCCGACAGCUCGAACUCGGCCCCGCGAAGCUCGCAGCAGCCGCCGAGACGGAUUCAAACGUCAUUUGUCGACAGCAUUGAGCCAGCCAAUUGAGCGCUGCCGUCGCGCAUCCGUGCUGUGGGAUAGCAGUCAUGGCGGACGACCACGACGCCUUGAUGCACGCCCUCGAGGCGCCGGACCCGCCAGCAAAAGGACGGCCGAUCCGCGACGCCCUCGCGCCGCUCGCCUUUUCGCCGAGGCGCGUCAUCGAGGCGCUGCACGACGCGGCAAAGACGUGCGGCGCUUUGCACGACGCGCGGAAGGAACUGCGGCGACGAUUGCUGGCCCUGCUUUUCGACGGCGAGCCGCUGCGGGUGCGCGCGACGGGCGCGGACUUGCAUUGGGACGACGAGGACCAAAGCGACAAGGUCCGCGCCGCAGCUACAUUUGAUGAGCGGGGCGACGGCGUGAGCACGUUCCAGCUCUCAGUAGCUCUGGACGGGUUCUUCCGACCGAAAGAACUCGCGGCGUGCCUCCAGAGCGUCGUCGAGGCAAAUAAAGAAGCGCCGAUUUGGCGCCCCGAUCUAUCAAAGAGCGCGCCGCACCUCGAGGAAGUCUACAAGCGCAUUCUAAAGCUCGACGAGUGCGUCGGCGAGACGCUUACCGUAGAAGGCGGGACGCGGCACCGGUGGCACUGGCCCAUCGACCUCAAGAAGCUCCAAUCGCAUUACCCCUCCAUCGGCGAGGUAUUGCGGCACGUGCAGUUUUUGCGCGUCCGAGUGUUCCGACCGGGCACAGACGAUCAACUCUGGACGCACGGCGUCGGUUAUGACCGCUUCGAGUGCGCCUUCGAGACCUGUGAUGGUCACGUACGAAGUCAGGAAGGCUUCGUCGUGCCACCGUUAACCGAGUUCGGAGGCGAAACGAGUGUGGACAUCACGAUCCAAGUCAAGCUGCGACUGUGGCUCGGUGUUAUAUCAUUACCGGAGCUCAAGCUGCGGCUCGACCACGCGUCGGACGGCGACGACGUCCACUGGACUUUUACAAUGACGAGUAUAGGAGAGCAAACGUGGGGCGAGUACCUCCUGAGCGCCGUCUUACCGUUUCCAGCCCUCCGUAGGUUACUCCUCGAAACGUGGUGCCUUAAGAUGGAUUUUGUGGAAGAAGGCUUGCGGGAGCGCCUGCGCAUGGACCUGCCGCGGAUAGGGGGGUGCCUGGUGCGCAUCGCAAGGACGUUCAUUCGGGAAAAGCUCGGGUCGGCGCUGCGGCUCGUGGCGGACGUCCUGGGGGCGCUCGACGCGGACCUGGCGCUGAUCCGCGGCGAGUCGGAGGCGCUGCCGCCGCCGCCGCGUCGAUAGCGUGUUGUGUGUUGUUUGUUUGGUCCGCGGUGGUCCGGACGUGACUUAUCUAUCACUAAGUGUAAAUUCGAAAGUCUACAA
Messenger RNA from Pelagomonas calceolata, 1539 nucleotides. The record is from the annotation of a GenBank genome assembly. Lineage: Eukaryota; Pelagophyceae; Pelagomonadales; Pelagomonadaceae.